AUGAGCCUUGAUCUUGAACGUCAAAAAACUGUCGAGUCGGUUCAGCGAUUGACAAGAACUGCAACAGUUGCAUCUGUUAAACAGGAUGAACAAACCAUUAAAGAUUAUCAAAACCAAAUUUAUUCUUCUGCAAAACCUAAGUUUACAAAGGAAAAUGUGAAGAAUUACAUGAUCACAAGAUUGACACAACUUGUUCCUUCAAAAGAGAUCAUGAGAACAAAUAAGCGUCUCAUUAAUCCUAUUCCUGGAUUAAAGCAAGUUGAUAGAAGGCAAUGGUAUAAUAUAAUGGUUGCAUUUUGGUGUUGGAGUUGGGAUGCAUACGACUUUUUCACAAUUUCUCUUAAUAUAACACAACUCUCAGAGGACUUAGAUGUGAGUGUCAAAAGUAUUACGUGGGGUAUUACGUUGGUUUUAAUGCUACGUUCUAUCGGUGCUUUUGUUUUUGGUUAUUAUGGUGAUCGAUACGGACGAAAGUAUCCUUUGGCUGUCAAUAUGUUUCUUGUCACUCUUUUAAAAAUUGGAACUGGCUUUAUCAAAACGUACAAAGAAUUCUUGGCUGUGCGGUCUCUUUUCGGUAUUCUUUUAGGUGGGGUCUAUGGUAAUGCAACUGCAUUGGCCUUAGAUGAUUGUCCUGUUGAUGCUAGAGGAUUUGUUUCAGGAUUUGUCCAACAGGGAUACGCUUUUGGUUACUUAAUGGCUGUCAUAUUCAAGAGAGCUAUUGGUGACAAUAGUAAAUAUCACUGGAAGGCUAUGUAUUGGUUUGGUGCUGGUGUGUGCUUCAUUAUUGUUGUGGCAAUUUUGUUUGCCCCAGAGACUAAGGCAUACAGUAGGCAGAAGGAGGUUGAGGCAUUUAACCGAAAGCAUCAUAUCGAGCAACUGACAUUUAAGCAAAAGGCUCUAAGGGCUAUUAAAUGUUAUUGGCUUGUUAUAAUUUAUAUGAUCUUCCUAAUGUCCGGAUUUAAUUUUAUGUCUCAUGGCACACAGGAUUUGUAUCCAACAUUACUCACGGUUAGAUAUGGUUAUUCUAAUAACCGUUCCACUGUUACAAACUGUUUGGCAAACAUUGGAGCUUUCAUUGGUGGUAUUCUCGUUGGUAACUUCUCCAAUAUCUUUGGAAGAAGACUUUCAAUAAUGGUCUGCUGCAUUGUCGGUGGGGCUUUGAUAUAUCCCUGGGCAUUUUGUCCAGGGGCUGGUACAGACGUGGGAGCAUUUUUCCUACAGUUUUGUGUUCAAGGUGCUUGGGGUGUUAUACCAGUUCAUCUUUCCGAACUUUCUCCGCCUUCCUUCCGUUCUUUCGUUGUCGGUGUUUCAUACCAAUUGGGUAAUUUGGUGUCUUCGGCAUCAUCUACGAUUGAAACUACUAUUGGGGAAAGGUUCCCAAUGGAAUCGGCCAGCGGAAAGCAUAUUUAUGAUUAUGCUAAGGUCAUGGCCAUCUUUUCGGGAGCUGUUUUUGCCUUUGUUCUCUUUGCUACAUUUAUUGGUCCAGAACACAUGAAUGCAUCGUUCGAAAUAGUUCAGGGUUACGAUGAUGAUGAAGAAUUGAAACAGAUGUUGACCGAUGAAAUUCACAAAGUUGAUGUUCAGCAUAAUGAAAAUGCGGAAUCCGACUUGGAGGAAAAAUCCGGUAGUGUUUGCAGUACUGUCAGCGAUAACAAGAAAACUGGAAAAAAGUGA
Molecule: messenger RNA, 1674 nt
Organism: Brettanomyces bruxellensis
Lineage: Eukaryota; Fungi; Ascomycota; Pichiomycetes; Pichiales; Pichiaceae
Exons: 1
Coding region: 1-1674 (557 amino acids)
Biological process (GO): plasma membrane lactate transport
Cellular component (GO): plasma membrane
Molecular function (GO): secondary active monocarboxylate transmembrane transporter activity
Source: RefSeq, a predicted model, not a curated record